Molecule: messenger RNA, 1530 nt
Organism: Solea senegalensis (Senegalese sole)
Lineage: Eukaryota; Metazoa; Chordata; Actinopteri; Pleuronectiformes; Soleidae
Gene: cytl1
Product: cytokine-like protein 1
Exons: 4
Coding region: 46-486 (146 amino acids)
Biological process (GO): positive regulation of transcription by RNA polymerase II
Source: RefSeq, a predicted model, not a curated record
UUAAUAGUUUUGAUAGUCCUGUGCAGCUGGAGCCAGACCGCGACCAUGACGCUGAGAGUGGCCGCUCCGCUGUGUCUGCUCGCCGCCGUGUGGAUGACGGAGUGCGCGCCUCCGACCUGCUACUCCAGGGCGCUCAGUCUGAGCAAAGAAGUCAUGGCUCUGCUGGAGAAGAUCCACACCUACCAGCGCACGAAAACAUGCGCUGAAGUCCUGCCCGCGAUCUUCAUUGAUGUGCAUAACUCGUGCGUCACCACGAAGCUGCGUGACCUUCUCUACGUGCUGCUGAACCAUCCCAGCCAGUACUGCAGGGAGCGUCCCAGGAUGGUGCUGCUCAAGCGUAAAGUCCAGAACCUGCACACCAUCAUCACCAGAAUGUGUUAUCGGGACCUGGUGUUUUUCACAGAUGACUGCGAAGCCAUCGACACUGGCCACAGCAGCCCUUACUACGCAGAGGACAGGCUUCAGCUUUUGCAAGAGGAGAGAUGAGCAGCACAGACACCACUCUGUUACACUCAUAUAAAACACAUAUCAACAACAACAACAAUACGUACAAUGCUCCUACACACACCGCUGCCCUGAUUUAAAGUGUCUUUGACUUUGGCAGGACACGCUGCGCUGGAGCUCAUGUUAGAGGACAUGUGUGAUUACAUUCCAGCAAGGAGUGCUGAACUUUCCACAGGAAACUUGCCGAAUGCCAACCGUACCUAUGAAAACCUUGAAAUAAUAAACUAAUAAGAGACGCUUGUGGGUCCUUUAACCACUGCUUACUCAGCAGAGCUGAGCAAAGGUCCAUGCGUCAUUAAGAGAAAUGUGUUGUGUUGCAUUUACCCUUGGCCUGACAUUUAGUGGAGUUGAACAUCAUGUUUUUAAGUCUUACAUGAGGAAAUAGGCACCCUUACGUUAUAUGUUUCUAAGCAACUGAAUACCAGGACAAAACAUCACUUCUCCAUCAGGCAAAACUAACCUUUUUUCUUAUUAUCUAAACUAUUCAAUCAUGUACGACAAUUACUAACUUGAAUUUGCCACAGAAUGUCACUAGUGUCUUGAAACUCUGUUCUUCUUAAAGAAUGAAGUAACUGAAUCCUGAACGACUAAUGGUUUUUGAGGAGAAUAAACUCAGUGUCAUGGACACAUUAGAAAGUUAGGGCUGUUCUUUGUACAUCUCCAUACAGUAUCACUCAAUAAAACUCAUUGAUAUACAUUUUUUUGUUUUAUCUCUGAAGUUAUGUUUACAUUGUCUCUUUAUUUCUCAGUCCUGGACAUGAAUGCAGAGUUAUCAGUUAUUUAAAAAAAAAAACAUUUUCUCUCAACAAAUGAAAAAUAAACUGGUGGUUAUAACUAUGAUGAACAAUGUGAUUUUACAUCAAUCAUGUUGUCCAUGUUCUUUUCCACUGACCCAAUGGAGGCCAAAUACAGUCCAUAAUUGCCUCCUUGUUGAUCAUGGCCUCUGCUGCUCUCUUGUGGUCAGACGGUGUAACCUGCACGCUGGGGAAUAACAGUUGCUUAAUAAACCUUAAUCAUGUCAGAGAA